AUGAAAUACUUGUAUGAAUAUUUUAAAAAUUACGAAUACAUUAAAAAUGAAAUUAAAUGUGAGAAUGGACAUAGGCAUAAAUUCGUUCAAUACCUUAAAAAUAUUAGCAUAUUAUAUAAUAAGCACAAAGAAGAAGAAGAAUGUUGUUCCUGGGAUUGUGACGAAUCUUAUGACCCCAAAGAACUUUUAUCUGCAUUAGAAUCCGAUGAAAUAACAUGUAACAAUAUAAAAAGUAAAGCUGGAAUAGAAAAAACUACAGAAGUUACUUUAGGGGAUGCUAAAUCAGAAAACAACAUGUAUAUUAAAUAUAUGUUAUGUUCUUAUGUCACUGAUCCUAUUUUUAAAAAGAAAAGCUUAAGAUGCCAACAGCCCGCAUUUAGUCCACACUUAAACGACAAAUAUUCAACUGUAGGGCCUGUAAAUAUGGAAAAUACCGAUGUGUCAAAAUUAAAAGGUAAAGAAUUAACUUUCAGCGGAAAUUCAGUAAAAGUAUUUUUAAUAUCUAAUCCAAAACUAAGAAUAACAGGACAAACAGGAAAUGAUACUGCUCCAGCAACUUCAGAAUUUACGACCGGAGAACAUUACACACUUUUUCCAGAAGUCACGGGGGAUGCUCGUAAAUAUUAUCUCAAAGAAGCAGAAACGGCUUGUAUCAAUAGAAAACCGGGAGAGGAAAUGCCAGAAUACUGUAAAAGGUCCAAACAGUAUAGAGACAUGAUAAAUCGAGUAAAUUUAGUACCUGAAAAACCUAUUGAGGAAAUGGACGGGCAAAAUGUGGAUGAUAAUGUUUCUGUUGUGCAUUUUUCACACCCAAAUGAGAUAUUAAAAAUCUUCCCUUUCGUACUGGAGUAG
Plasmodium cynomolgi strain B is the source of this 852-nucleotide messenger RNA. RefSeq lists its product as hypothetical. Lineage: Eukaryota; Apicomplexa; Aconoidasida; Haemosporida; Plasmodiidae. The record is from RefSeq and is a predicted model, not a curated record. The coding region runs from base 1 to 852 and encodes 283 amino acids. The transcript is spliced from 2 exons.